This is a messenger RNA of Centrocercus urophasianus (Greater sage-grouse), 4950 nucleotides long. RefSeq names its product helicase for meiosis 1 (gene HFM1). The record is from RefSeq and is a predicted model, not a curated record. Bases 1 to 4362 code for a protein of 1453 amino acids. NCBI's taxonomy places the organism in Eukaryota, Metazoa, Chordata, Aves, Galliformes, Phasianidae. The transcript has 39 exons. Gene Ontology annotation, molecular function: ATP binding; nucleic acid binding.
AUGUUCAGCUCUGUGGACGAGGUUUUUUCAUUGGAUAAUUUAUUUUAUGAAAGACCAGAUACAAACAAAAGAGAUCUAGAAAAUAACAAGUCAAACAUUUGGUGGAUUGCACCUGCUCCAGCAAUUGAUGAAAUUCCACCUGCAGAGGAGUUACAGAGGGAACUUGAAAAAAACACAGCCAGCAGUUGCAUGGGAGGGGUGAAGAACCAAAAGUUCAUACAGCAAUGUAAGAGUAUCACUGAGGAAGUAAAUGACAAAUCACCAGCACCUACUCAUUUCGGCAUAGCCUCUGAAAAAGAAAUGUUCCAGUUAUGUGUAGGAGAAAGAACAAAAAAGCAUGGAAGUCGGGACAUGGCUUCAAUGUCUCUCUCUCCCAAUCAAGCUAAAUAUAAAAUGGGAACAGAGAUUUUUCAGCAGCCCGAUUCAAAUUUCCCACAGACUAAAAUAUUAACUGAUUUUCCAGAAAUUGGUGAUGAUGAGAGUGUUCACUCAGCAUUUCGGAAAAGCUUAUUUAAAAUGCCUGGUUGUAUUUAUAAAAAUACAGAAUUUAAAGAUAGUUCAAUGGAUGUGAAAGAAUUUGAUACUCACUUUAAUACAAGUGAAAACGUGACAGAAGUGAAAAAAAAUACAUGGAGAGAAAAUCAUCAGCCUCCAGUAACUACAGACUCAGGUUUUACCCUACAUAGGGUAAAUGAUGGGGACAUGGCAUCUAAAAUUGGAAUUAAAAUAAAAUCAUUGUCCAGUGCUUCAAAGAUUCUGGAUAUGACAGGAACUACGGGAAGAAGCUUGGAAAUUUUGAGGGCUGUUACAGAAAUACCAACCCAAUUUAGGUGUAUUUUUAAGGAGUUUCCAUACUUUAACUAUGCACAGUCUAAAGCUUUGGAUGAUCUUCUUUAUACAGAUAGAAAUUUUGUGAUUUGUGCUCCAACUGGCUCUGGAAAAACUGUAAUGUUUGAACUAGCUAUUACCAGAUUACUUAUGGAAGUCCCAAUGCCUUGGUUAAAUACUAAAGUUGUUUAUAUGGCGCCAAUAAAAGCUCUAUGCAGUCAACGUUUUGAUGAUUGGAAAGAAAAAUUUGGACCCAUAGGACUCAGCUGCAAGGAACUGACAGGAGAUACAGUGGUGGACGAUUUAUUUGAAAUACAUCAUGCUCAUAUUAUUAUCACAACACCUGAAAAAUGGGAUAGCAUGACUAGGAGGUGGAAAGACAACUCUAUAGUUCAGCUUGUGCGACUGUUUCUCAUAGAUGAGGCAAGAAAAUUAAUGAUCCUAUACGCUCUUUUUCUUCUUGAAGAAGAAAGGGUGCAUGUCAUAAAGCAUGAAAGCCGUGGCGCAACGUUGGAAGUUGUGGUCAGUCGGAUGAAGACGGUUCAGUCUUCUCUUUGGCGUCUUUCAGAGAAUCACCAUGUUCCUCCUUUGAGAUUUGUAGCUGUUUCAGCAACAAUUCCAAACGCCGAAGAUAUUGCAGAAUGGCUUUCAGAUGGGAAGAUCCCUGCUGUAUGUCACAAAGUAGAUGAGGAUCAACGACCAGUGAAGCUACGCAAAAUUGUUCUUGGUUUUCCUUGCAGUGACAGUCAGACAGAAUUCAAAUUUGACUUAACACUGAACUACAAAAUUGCUAGUGUUAUACAAGCAUACUCUAAUCAAAAACCAGUGCUGGUGUUCUGUGCCACAAGAAAAGGAGUGCAGCAAGCUGCUUCUGUUCUUUCAAAAGAUGCCAAAUUUCUACUGAGUGUAGAGCAGAAACAAAGGUUACAGAAGUCUGCCAAUUCGUUGAAAGAUUCCAAGCUCAGAGAUCUUUUGAUGUAUGGUGUGGCUUAUCAUCAUGCGGGUAUGGAGCUUUCUGACAGGAAAAUAAUUGAAGGAGCCUUUACUGCAGGAGAUGUACCCGUACUUUUUACUACUAGCACCUUAGCUAUGGGAGUCAAUCUACCUGCACAUCUAGUGGUUAUAAAAUCCACAAUGCACUAUGUUGGAGGAAUGUUUGAAGAGUACAGUGAAACUGAUAUUCUGCAAAUGAUUGGGAGAGCAGGAAGGCCUCAAUUUGACACAACAGCUACAGCAGUAAUUAUGACUCGUUUGAGUACAAGGGAGAAGUAUAUACAAAUGCUAAAUGGUGCAGAUAUAAUAGAGAGCAGCUUGCACAAACAUCUUGUGGAGCAUUUAAAUGCAGAAAUAGCAUUACAUACUAUCACAGAUGUCACUGUAGCUUUGGAAUGGAUACGAUCAACAUUCUUGUACAUUAGAGCUUUAAAAAAUCCAGCUCAUUAUGGUUUUUCAUCUGGAUUGGAUAAAAUUGGAAUUGAAGCAAAAUUACAAGAACUCUGUUUGAAGAACUUGAAUGAUUUGUCAUCUUUCAAUUUGAUCAGGAUGGAUAAAGAAAAUAAUUUCAAGCCAACAGAGACUGGAAGAUUAAUGGCAUGGUAUUAUAUUGCAUUUGAUACAGUAAAGCAGUUUUUCAGAAUUAAAGGAACCGAAACUUUGAAGGAAUUGGUUACAAUGAUCUCCAACUGCGCAGAAUUUCUAGAUGUCAAGUUAAGAACAAAUGAGAAGAAAAUACUGAAUGCUUUGAAUAAAGACAAGGACAAAAUAACUAUCAGGUUUCCAAUGGAGGGGAGGAUUAAAACAAGAGAAAUGAAAGUAAACUGUCUUAUUCAGGCUCACCUAGGAUGCAUUCCUGUUCAAGACUUUACUUUGACACAAGAUACUGGCAAAAUAUUUAGAAAUGGCAUAAGAGUUACUAGAUGGUUAUCUGACUUUUUGGCAUCAAGUAAAGACAACUUUUCUGCAUUAUUAAACUCUUUGAUUUUAGCUAAGUGUUUCAAGUGCAGACUUUGGGAAAAUUCACUUUACGUGUCCAAGCAAUUGGAAAAAAUUGGUGUGUCGUUGUCAAAUGCUAUGGUAAAUGCUGGGCUCACAUCCUUUAAAAAAAUAGAAGACAUAAAUGCAAGGGAACUGGAAUUGAUUUUGAACAGACAUCCUCCAUUUGGAAACCAGAUAAAAGAAUCUGUUUUGCACCUUCCAAAAUAUGAACUUAACAUUGAACAGCUUCCAAAAUACAGUGAUACAGUGGCUGAAAUUUUAGUAACCACCAUAUUGACAAACUUUGAGCAGCUACAGACAAGGAGAACAGCAUCAGACUUUCACUAUGUUACGUUGGUUGUAGGAGAUGCUGACAAUCAAGUAAUUUUUAUUCAGAAAAUAAUGGAUUCUGUGCUGCUGAAAACUGGAAAUUGGAUGAAGAAAAUUGAAGUGAAAAGAGCUCUUAAAUCAGAUGACAUUAGUAUAAAUUUAAUUAGUUCUGAUUAUGUUGGCCUUGAUAUACAGCAAACAUAUACAGCCUUCUACUUAACACCAAGAGCAGUGGGAAGUAAAGUAGUUAUAAACAAACGGAAAGCUGAGUCUUCUGUUGAUACAUUUUCUGGCACAGCACAAAGCCUACCUGCAGCAAAAGUGGAGACAGGAAGCAGAUGUAAAGAAGAAAAUAUCUAUAAGAAAUACAGUAACAGAGAAUGUAACCAUCGCUGUAAAAAUAAAGAUGUGUGUGGACAUGAGUGCUGUAAAACUGGAGUACUUCCAAAGUCUGAGAUGAGUGGAGAUUCAAAGUUUAGUUUGUACCUGGCAGAUUUAAGGAGCAGGAACUCUACUUCGUCUGUACCCCCAGUAAAGCGGUUAAAGAUGCAGAUGUUAAAUCAGGCUCAAAGUGUGGAUCUCAAACAAUUUGUUUUUGCACCCAAAUCUUUGAUGCCAGCAUCAUCAAGGUCUGGAAAUGAAGAGUCAUUUUCGUCACAUUCAGUGGACCAGGUAGAUAGUUUUAAUAACUUAGGAAGAUCUCAAAAACAAUUCCAGUCCUGGGACUAUGGAAAGAGUGAUGCUUUGGGUGUGAAUGCUGAACUGAGAGAUGACGUUUGGGAUGAUCUUGAUGAUGAAGUAUUAGUAGUUGCUAGCAACCUCUUCAGUAGAGAAUUAGAUGAGCAUGAAUUGCUUCACAAGUACUCAACAAGUAAAGCCACAAGUGACAUUUCAGAAGACUCUUGCCUAUUACAAAGUGAUACCAGUAUUCAGAACUCAGUUCUCUCUGUGUUUAAUAGCUCAUCAAAAGUGGAAUUAUCUGUACAGAGUGGACAUGUAAAUAUGUUCCCUUCUCAAGAAAACAAACAUUCAAAUCUUUCACAAGAGCUGGAAAAAAUAGAAUAUUCUUCAAUUUCAAACAUAAUCCCAGACUCUUCCAAAUUCACUAGGAAAGAGAAUUUUUUUAUUUUCAUGAAGGAGCAGAAAGAAGAAAUGGAACCUAGAUAUCUUCCUGAUGAUGAGACCAGUGAUGUCAAGCCUUUACUUGGACUACUUGAUGACAUAUUUUAAAACAGAAUAUAUUAUGGAAAGAAACAACAUAGGAAUGUGUCAGAGGAGCCCUCAUGCUGACGCUGUAAGCUAUGAAUUACAUGGCCUGCUCCUAAGUACUGUUUAAAUGAAUGAAAAACUGUUUCCUCGGAAAUUUCUUAAAGCUUUUUUAUUUUGUUUGUCAGUUUUUUAACGCUGAAUUUUUCUGAUUCUGUUAAACAGUUGGAUUUAAAAUAAAGAGUGAUGGAAUAGUAAGUUACUCUAGGCUAUUACUCCUUCUGAUAGUACUACCAGCUUGUUUAAAAAAAAACAACUGCAACUUCCAUCAUGUUAGCAUCUGUCCUAGAUCUCAACAGAACAGUUAUUUAAUGUCUAUAAAAAGUAUUCUAAAGCUUUAUUUAACUGUUCACUUUGAUACUUGAUCUCAUAAAAAAGACCUGUAUGCAUCUCAACACAUCUCAAUACUUAGGUAACCAGGUACUGGAUUUGGCUAUCUUCUUACAGCUCUUGUGUUUGAACAAUAAACAUCGCAUGUUCAUUGGAUAGAAAAAUAUGAUAUUCUCUUCAUCUGGAUUUUAGGCAAUAUUAAAUUUCAAUGUUAAUUAUUCA